This is a messenger RNA of Schistocerca gregaria, 2637 nucleotides long. RefSeq lists its product as uncharacterized. Bases 1480 to 2625 code for a protein of 381 amino acids. The record is from RefSeq and is a predicted model, not a curated record. The transcript has 4 exons. NCBI's taxonomy places the organism in Eukaryota, Metazoa, Arthropoda, Insecta, Orthoptera, Acrididae.
UCACAAUCUACCAUGGCUCCGAAUUGAGCCGUCGUCUCGUUGCGGGCCGCCUCUAUCGAAACUGGGCCCUUUUUUGUCAACGUCGAAGGCGCCCAUGUCUGUGACGAUCCGAGAAACGACGCCAACCCUGGUAAGACACUAACUGUAAUUUUCUAUAAUUUUGACAUUUUUGUUUGUGGUGGCGCGACCUGUGACAACAACCGUGACAUGAGAGAAACUCGAUAUCAAAUCCAUCGCGCCUCCAGGACCCUUUAUGCUCCGUCUAGCAAUGGUCCAAUUAGACAAGUCACUGCGGUAUCUGGGGACUUACAGUGCGUCCAAUAAUGGCCAUGUUGAUGUGAGAACCGCGAAUUAUGCCAAGAGAAUUAGCGCUGUUAAAAGUUGAAGGCCCGGGAAACGACCGUCUUGGGCUCCUUUCUGGCGUCGACGGUGUCUCCGUCUCGCUCUUUGGGAGUGCGGACCUCCCAUUCUCAGAAGUCCACUCUCGCUUUGAAAGCUGAUAUCAGCCUUCUCGGCAACGUAUUAGAGGACAAACGUGAGCAUGCCUAUGCCCCUAGACUACGGGGCGUGCAUCGCUUCAGUUCGAACGCGGUACGCCGAGCGAUCAACUGACGCUUCGUAGAAUUCGGUACAACCUUUUGAUCUCUAUAGAGAAACAUAUCGCGACAGACCGGUUUCGCUUCCACGAGCGUGGCGCACAUACACUCCUGGAAGAUGAGCCUGAUCUGGGUGCAUGAUGCCGUUGCCGACAAUUUCCUCUACUUCGACGAUGGUUACGUUUGCUGCGGCGGCCGUGACCGGGUUAGAUUUUUUGACUGUGUAUCUAGACUGCGAGGUUCCUUGUUCAUCAGACCUCUACGCCCUUAUCAAAGCGUAGUCCCCCGACAUAUCCGUUUCCAGGAGGUGUUUUUGUCCGCAAAACUCUCGCAGUUCGCGAGACGUCGACAAGACGUGAGGAAAACCGUCCUAGUCGUGCUUGAUGACCCAAUCUCCUUUUUCGACAAGUGCACCGGACACCGGUAAGCGUGUAGAGCGCGGGAAUUCCAGCGCCCCGGACAAAUAUUGGCGAGAAGCCUCUCCGUUCUCUCCUGAAUGGCUCAACGUAUAAGGCGUUUAAUUAGACCGUUUUUCAAAAUAGGGCUCGAACCCGGAUUUUCCGCUCCGCAGUUAUUCGAGACGAUGGUUAACCUUUCCGGGGUUUUCAGAGCGUUUGACAGACUCUCUGGAGCGCUACGAAUGCCGAGUCUGUCAACUAGCCUUGACAGAGUACAGGAGAACAAACUGUAACAGUGGAAGGGAAAAAAAGCCGUCGACCUCUCUCUCUCUCUUGACGCGCUAUCUUCACGGACUGCAUGUCAAGACGCUUCGCAUAUACAAGGUGCCUUCAUCUUCUAUGUUUUCCGGGGCCACUUCUAUCCGGUCGAACACCUUGGUUGCACGGCCAGCCGUCGCCCAGAUGUGCGGUCGACCAGAACGAAGAUGCUUCAGUGUCCUGGCGGACAUGGCUGCCAUCGUGCGCAAGCGAGGGCGCUAAUUUUUCCGUCAUCCAGAGCAGGUCAGACGAAAAAUGUUUUUUUCUUUUUUCUUUUUAUUGGGAAGAGAAGGAUUGGAACAGCCGUAACCACUCAAACGGGAUUCGAUGGCUUUGAAAUCCGUAUUGAUAGAAGUUCCAUAGAGUGCCUCAGCCAUGUCCUUGUUGGCCUGUUUCUUGCAGCAGCUGGACGGAACGAAUAUCGCAGUACAAACGUAAGUGUGAGCGUGUUGUCGACAGCGAAGAGACAGCUUUGCGGAGGUGUUCUGUACACAUUGCUAAUAAUAGACGUGUUUGCGAUGGGAAUAAGUAGAAGAUGUUACAUGCACGGCGGUCUGAUCUACCAGCUCACCAAAGAGUUUGCACAGAAGAUACAGAAAAUCAAAAAAAAGAAUAGGCAGUCUUCAGAUGAUGGGUCGGUGUCGGUAUUUAUGGGACCCAGCAGGCCAGACUUGUGCAACGGGAAGCUUGUCGUUUCUCACUACUUCGAAGUUACAUAUUGUUUUUUUUCUGAUAUGUACAUUGGGGUGAUACACCACGCGGACGGUAACCCAUUCGUGCCGGACGUUCAUUUGGCGAAGGUGAAGUCUUGUCUCGUUAGUGUCAUGAAGGCCGAGAAGUUCAAGAUCGACGAACUGGCCCGCAAGUACACAGACGUGGUUCUCAUGCUCGAGAGGUUGAUGAGAGAGAGCUGGCCGGAUGCUUCGUGGGUGACGUCUAAGCCGAAGGAGGUGGACAAUUUGGUGUUUGACAAGAUAUUUUCUUUCGAGUUCGAGAUGCCCAAGGGGUCUUUGGAGCAGCGGAAAGGGAGAGAAGAGAGGCAGGCGGAUUUUCCGUUGGAGCUGUUCGAGGUGAAUUUGCCGAAUGAGGCGGAGUUUGGUGGUGCUGUCGACUUGCAGGACUACGUGGUGGGCUCUAAGUCUGAGAAUUGCAUUGGUGCUGAGGAGACGGGCGCGAGUGACCAGGAUACCCAGAGGGGAAGGAAGUUCAAGAGCAUGAGGGUGAGGAGGCGGUUGUCGAAGAACGUGCCGGCUGCCUUGAGCCGGAAUUCGGUGGACACCGAGACCGUUAAGCAAAUGAAGGACUAUUGUUGAGGGUAUGGGCGC